UUGUCACUCGAGCGAUUUUAUCAAUUUACUUUUUACUUUCUUUUUUUGUUUUUGUUUUUCGAAGAUUCGCCUCGGACCGACUCGCACUUGCACACUUAAAAAAAUAACAUAAUAAUAAUAAUAAUUUUAAUUUAUAUAGCACAUUUCAGAAGUAAUAAAAAUAAUAAUAAUACAUUUUAUUUAUAGAGCACUUUUCAUCGCUAAAAGCACUGAAAGUGCUACAGAGUAAAAUCAAGAUACAAAAAUUAAGCGUUUUUUUGUAAUUAGUCUUUUCUAAGUAAUUAGUGUCAUAACAUAAAUUUAAAAAAAUGUCUCGAUAUAAAUGUCUCUCGGUUGAGAGACUGAACUUUUUUUUUUUUUUUAAAGUAGUGGAGGUUGUCUGAGGGCCCCUCCACAAAGUACAGUCUGGAAGAGAGGAAAAACAAACCAAGACAUGUGCAUUGGAUUCUCUCUGUCCAGGAUCAUGUUCACUUCACCAGCACCAGCAACUUACUAUCAGCGUUUCUUUUUAAACUCCCUCUCUUGUCAGAGCAGGAUAAACAAAUGUGCCCAACCAAAACGCUGCAGGCUGGUUUGUCUGCCUGGUCCCGAAGACAGAAGCAGCAGCAGCAGCAUCAUCUCUGUUUUUGUCUUUUGGUUGGUGACAGCACAGGGACAUGUGGUCGUGCAGCGUCCAAUGCCCAGAGCCCAGAGCAGCGAUCAGCACUGUCAGAGCAGCAGCAGCAGCAGCAGCAGUGUUGGCACCGGAGAGGAACUCUGCAGAGAGGAACCCCCCUGACAGAGAUAGAGAGAACGGAGAGAGAGAAGAGAGAAGAGAGGAGGGAGGGGAGGAGGGAAGGAGGGGAGGGAUUUGCUUACAGAGCGCAGGACGAGGAUGCAGCAUGAAGGGGAUGUUGCAGAGGAGGAGGAGGAGGAGGAGGCUGCAGGGAGGCAAAAACAAACAGCAGAACAACCGGCGACUGUGUGAUCCAGGUCUGAAGAUGUAGGAGCUGCACCAGAGGAGUCAGUGUGUGUGUGUGUGUGUGUGAGAGUGUGUGUGUGUGUGUGUGUGUGUGAACGCACCAUAACAUCAGGGCGACCGGUUGUGUUUCAAGGAUACAGUGAAGGUGGAGAGGUGGAACCUGAGACUUCCCCCUCCCUCCAUCCUUCCCUCCAUCCCCCCUCCUCGUCCACUCCCACACAGGAUGACAAAUUAAGUCCUUAUUCAGCAAAAGGAGCCGGAGCGUCACUCUGAGGAUCAGAUGUUGUCGACAGCUCAGCAGAUGCUGCAGGAGAGCCGCUCCAAGAUCGAGCUGAUCCGACUGCAGAUUAUCAAAGUCACCCAGGCUGGAGGCAGCGGCGGCGGUGAUGAUGAUGAUGAUGGUGGUGGUGGUGGUGGAGGUGGUGGUGGCGACCACAACAGUUCCACUAACAGAGGCGUCUCUCCGGUGGCCGGCAGCCCCGCGGACACUCGCCUGGCAGAGCUACAGCACCUCGUGCAGAGGGAGACGGACGCUCUGGCGUUGGCCAAAGAUGUGGUGAAGCAGCUGGAGGGGAUCUCAGCGCUGGACCAGAAGGCUCUGGUGGAGGCUCAGUCGCGGGAGCAGGAAUCCUCCCAGAAGCUCGACCUCCUGCGACUGUCGCUCGAGAAAUGUCUGAACGAGAAGAGCCAGGAGCCUCCACAGCCGCCGCCUGCAGGGGGCGUCGGCCCCUCGGAGGGGGCCCCCACGUCCCCCCAGGACUCCAGACCCGGACGUCCCCUGUCCACGUCCCCCUCCGUCUACUACAUCAGACCUGCCUCCCUGACUGGUAAAGUUGAAGUCCGGCUUCUUGGAUGUGAGGAUUUACUGAAACCUCCAAGUAUGACUGAGGGAAGUUCACCAGCCGCUCACAGGACCGAGGGACACGAGGCAGAGGUCGGCGUGGUGCUGAGGCUGGACGGCAGGUCGGUCGGCCGGACGCGGUGGGCGGCCGCCGGCAGACGGAGCUGGGACCAGACCUUCUGCAUCCAGCUGGAGCGGGCUCGAGAGCUGGAGGUCGACGUCUUCUGGCGGGAGGCCCCUGACCGGGGGGCGAUGAUGUGCGCCGUCACGUUCCUGCGACUGGAGGAGACGAUGGACAACCAGGGCCACGACCGGGGCCUGAGUCUGGAGCCGCAGGGCCUGCUCUACGCCAGGCUUCGGUUCAUCGACGCCGUCGUCGAGCGGCAGUCGAAGCUCAGACGUCAGCGAUGUAUUUUCACGAAGGAAAGAGGGAAGAACUUCCUGCGAGCGGCGCAGAUGAACAUGAACUUUGCCACGUGGGGUCACCUGAUGACGAGUGUCCUCCCUCGCUACGGCUCCUUCACCACGUUCGGCUCGUCGCUCUGCACGACCCCCGACCCGACGGCCGACCGCGCCCCCCGACCCGCCGAGAGGGAAGAGCCUCGAGUCGCCGCUCCGCUGCCACGCGACGCUCCAGUGAUCAGACUCAGCGUCACUGAGGAUCCGCCUCCUCCCGCCGGCCUCGACCACGGAGACGACGCCUCCACCAUCAUCACCACAGAGCUCAGAACGUCACCGGAGCCCGCGCCACCAGACACACUGCAGUCGUCCAUAAACGCUACAGAGGGAAGUGAAGAUCAGCCUGUAUCUGCUCUGAAGAUGCACAUGGAAGAUUUCAGAUAUAUUUCCGUUCUGGGCAGAGGACACUUUGGGAAGGUUCUGCUGGCGGAGUUUAAGAAGACGGGAAAACCGUUCGCCAUCAAAGCCUUGAAGAAAAGAGAGAUCGUGACUCGGGACGAAGUCGACAGCCUCAUGAGCGAGAAGCGGAUCUUCGAGAUGAUCAACGCGUCGCGACACCCGUUCCUCGUCAACCUCCACGGCUGCUUCCAGACCGGCGACCACGUCUGCUUCGUCAUGGAGUAUCUGCCGGGCGGCGACCUCAUGAUCCACAUCCACAACCACGUCUUCACCGAGGCCCAGACCAGGUUCUAUUCGGCGUGCGUCCUGUUGGGUCUGGAGUUCCUGCAUCUGAAUAAAAUCAUCUAUCGAGAUCUGAAGCUGGACAACCUGCUGAUGGACGCUGAUGGAUUUGUGAAGAUCACAGACUUUGGACUUUGUAAAGAAGGGAUGGGUCACGGCGAUCGGACCUCGACCUUCUGCGGGACGCCCGAGUUCCUGGCCCCCGAGGUCCUGACGGACGACAACUACACCCGGGCGGUGGACUGGUGGGGGAUGGGCGUCCUCAUCUACGAGAUGCUCGUGGGAGAGUCUCCGUUCCCCGGUGAGGACGAGGAGGAAGUGUUCGACAGCAUCGUCAACGACGACGUGCAGUAUCCCGACUCUCUUCCUCCCGACGCCGUCGCCAUCGUCCAGAAGGUAGUGACCUCAUCACCCCUCAUAGCUCCUCUAACAUCUCUGCUGAAGAGGAAUCCUCUGAAGAGACUCGGAGGCGGAGAGAGAGAUGCCAACGAGCUGAAGGGAGAGAAAUUCUUCCAGACCGUCGACUGGGAGGCCCUGCUGGCCAAGAAGGUGACGCCGCCGUUCCUGCCGUCGAUCGCCGAGUCCACGGACGUCAGCAACUUCGACAGCGAGUUCACUCGACUGCAGCCGAUCCUGUCGCCCCCGGGGAAACCGUCCAGCCUCUCGGCCGAGCAGCAGGAGGCCUUCGCCGACUUCGACUUCUGCGCUUCGCAUGGCUGAAGGACGACGCUGGGGGAAGAGAGACCAGACUUAAAAUACCUGUCGUUCUGUGGCUGAGAAACAGUUUCUUGUUCAACCUCGGCCGACCAUCUCAAGUAUAAUCAUCCCCCCUACUAUACUAUAUUUAUAAUCCUUUGGAUACAAAACUGUGAGCAAACAGUUGGACCUGCAAGAACAUUGAAAAAACAUUUUACAUCCAUGAGUCAACUGGCAUCAAAUCGAUCGGCGACAGUUUAAAAACGACAUAUUUGCUCAUUACAGCCACAAAUGUGAGGAUUCUCUUCCAUUUCUGUUUUGUCUCAUUCAACAGUUGUUGGGUUUUUUGGGCCAACAGACGAUUCUUCACAGCGGCCAUUUUGACAUGAGAUAAAAGGGAAACACAAGAUUUAAAGGGGCAGUCAGCGAUUUUGGAGAAAGCUGUGAUUUGGUCGGGAGGCGAACCCCAGGACCUCGGGUACGGGACCUCCGACGCACUGACCACUAGGCCAAAUCCUCAGAGUUAUAGCGCCACCUGCUAGCACGUCUGUUAAACGUGUUGACGAGUGAUGUUUACAAAGUUGUGUGGUGCGGCCCGCACCAUUUGUUUUGUUUUCGAUUUCUACGGAGCGUGGACUGAGCUGAUGACCCUGAUUAUUAGCGGGCCGUGAGGACAUUUUUUUACGAAAGUGUUUUGCUUUAGAAUCGCUUACUGCCCCUUUAAGGCUCUGUACCGAAAAUUGUGUAACGUUAUGCAGACGAAUCAGGAACAAGGAGAACCCGGACGUCUUGAGCAGAAGUAUUUAUUACAAGAGCUCAAUGUAUCGAGGGGAUUUCUGGUUCUCGUUACACCAAUCAACCAGUGGUCAGUGCACGGAGAAAACAUGCCUAGCCCGGUCAGAGUGAUGUAUUUAACUCUGAGAAUCACGUGUCGUCAUCUCACACACACACAUCGUCUCGCAACGUGAAAACCUCGCCUCGCUGCCACUUUGAAGAAAGUGUCCCACCCUGGUCUGGAGACGGGGAGGGGCGCUCCAUUCCGAUCUCCAUGGCUGAUUCCGUCCGACUGUUGUCGCCUUCGUUCCAGUCGACACGCGGUUGGUCGCUCGUCGAUCAGGCAGCUUCUUCUUCCGUUGGUUUGUUGAGACGGUGAUUGUAGCCCUUUAUAGUCUCUGUGGAGAGACGUCCUGCUUCUCACCUGCUGCUCAAGGAGACGAGUCUCGGGGGGAAUGUUGUGAUGAUGAAAACAAGAUGCUUGAGGAGUUUUUCUGACAUUUUCACCUCCUUCCUUCCACAUCUUUGUUUGUGGAAGAAAUCUUUCACAAUAUUCAGACAUUUUCUAAUACUCGAAGCGAUCAGUCGAUAUUUAAAGAAAACAACAGCCGGUUGCAUUUCCAACCAAAUGUGUCCAAAUUAUUCAACACAGGAAAAAAAUGGCAGCAAUUUGAUACGACAUAACAAACAACGUCAGUAUUAACUAAAACAAAUCUGGUUUUAAAUUGUGUUUCUUCUUUUCUUUUCCUGUGGACGAGGCUCAGGUGUAAUCCGUACCCAUGGUUUAGUAAUCCGUCAGUACGGAUUCACAUUUUUCACAGAUUUUUCCACUUUACUGGAGCUAAAUUUCUAUAAAAAAAAUUGAAUAUUGAUUGUAAUUUCCACUUAAAUGACGUGGUGGAAUCAGCUAAAAUCAGACUCCGUCUCAUGAGAUGAUUUGUUUUCUACCAUAAACUCAAGACAAACUAACUACAUUCACGGAAUUCUGUUUAAUAUUAUUAUUAAUAAUAACAAGAAGCUCCUCAAGCAUCCUGUGUGCUGGACACAGACUCCGCUUUGCUUUGUGGCCUUGAGCAUAUAAUGACGUUUAUUUGAAUAUUUAUCCUGCAGAAAGUUUAUUCGUAUGCGCUGACGUUUCUACGCAUCACUGUGACAGGCUCCGCCCACUGCCGUGACCAGACACGAAAAACAAGCAAACAAACUUUCUCUGGUCACAAGACGUUCCUCACCCAAAAAAAGGAGGAAAAAAAGAGAGAAAAGUCAAAUAUGAACAUGUCCUGUAUUUGUUUUGUGUUACAGUAGAGGAGCAUGGCACCGUGGUGAACUUAGAAAAUCCUGUAAUCGCUAGCGGUAUAAUAAAAGAAGCCAUAGACAAAUCUAACAUAAUAGCCAUAAUAGUGAGAGAAUAUCUGUAUUUUUGAAUUUAGCAAAUCAUAUUCUGUGAUACGGAGCUCUGAUGAUGUCAGUGCGAUAGAAGAAGAGGAGGAGGAGGGAAGCUUGAAGACUGAAGACGCUUCCUGACUUUGUUGAAUUAAAAGAGAUUCUAGUUUAUUAUUGAUGUUUUCAAAGUCGCAGCUGAGAUUUUAAAAGGUCAACUCGUCUUCAUUGGAGCGGUAGUGGGACAGUUUGGAGGAUUCGGAGGAAACUGUAUCAGCUCAACUUCGGACACUUAAGAGCAAUUUGCUUUUUUUAAAUUGGUAAAUUUAUCCUGGUAUUAGUUAAGAAGAAGAAGAAGAAUAUUAGUAUGAAUUAGUGAAAAGUACGAUUAUUUGUUUGGUUCAUAAAAUGUUGAUCUUGUUACCAAACCUCAAGAUGAUAUUUUGUUAAAAAAAAAAAAGUACAUAUAAGAAGCUGAGUUCAGAGAAUUUUUUUCAUAAAAACUACUCAAUCGAUUAUCAAAAUAGUUGUCGAUUAAUUUAGUAGUCGAAUACUUAUCUAUUAAUCGAUUAACUGUUGCAGCUCUAGACAGAACCUGUAAAAAUAAAGUGUGACUCAAGUUUUCUUAUUUUGACGAUGUUUUCCAACACUUUUGAAUAUGUAAAAGAAGGAAUGAUCAAAACUCUGUCCGGAAAACUGAAAAGGUGUAAAAGUCUCACUCCUCCUGAACGUCCUGCUGAAGUGUCUCUGAGCAGGACGCCGAACCUUCAACCUGCUCGGGACGAGGUCGUUUUAGCUGCUGUAGCACUUUAUGUUUAUGCUGCUGAAUAUUACAUGUUACUUGUGCGUCAGUCCUGUAUUAAUUUAUGUGUGUGUGUGUUUGUUCCUGACCAGGAGUGUCAGUGUGUACAGAUGUGAUCUAUAACAACAACGCAUACUGUGUAUCGUCAGUGUUUUCAUGUACUCUUGUUGUCAAUAAAUUAAAAAAAAGGUACAAAUACA
Messenger RNA from Scophthalmus maximus (turbot), 6791 nucleotides. RefSeq names its product serine/threonine-protein kinase N2-like. Gene Ontology annotation, molecular function: ATP binding; protein serine/threonine kinase activity. Gene Ontology annotation, biological process: protein phosphorylation. Lineage: Eukaryota; Metazoa; Chordata; Actinopteri; Pleuronectiformes; Scophthalmidae. The record is from RefSeq and is a predicted model, not a curated record. The transcript is spliced from 21 exons. The coding region runs from base 1242 to 3662 and encodes 806 amino acids.